This is a messenger RNA of Aspergillus sclerotioniger CBS 115572, 2620 nucleotides long. Its product is annotated as putative DNA mismatch repair protein. Gene Ontology annotation, cellular component: MutLalpha complex. The transcript has 3 exons. Gene Ontology annotation, biological process: mismatch repair. The coding region runs from base 46 to 2526 and encodes 826 amino acids. The record is from RefSeq and is a predicted model, not a curated record. Gene Ontology annotation, molecular function: ATP hydrolysis activity; mismatched DNA binding; ATP binding. Lineage: Eukaryota; Fungi; Ascomycota; Eurotiomycetes; Eurotiales; Aspergillaceae.
GUGAGAACUCUAUUCCAAUGAUCGCCCAAUUACUCCAUCGUUAAGAUGCCAAUCGCGGCGCUCCCUCCAACCACCGUGCGCGCAAUCGGCUCCGCGUCAGUCAUUUCCGAUCCCUGUUCCAUUGUCAAGGAGCUCUUGGACAAUGCCUUGGAUGCGGCAGCUACCUCGGUUUUUAUCGAGAUCUCACAGAAUACACUGGACGUAAUUCAGGUAAAAGACAAUGGACAUGGCAUCCCUUCCAGCGACCAUCCUUUCGUCUGCAAACGCACCUUUACUAGCAAGAUCCAGACAGUCGAGGACCUGAGAACAAUUGGAGGAAGGUGUCUCGGGUUUCGCGGUGAAGCGCUCGCCAGUGCGGCUGAAAUAUCCGGUGGCUUGACUGUCAGCACUAGGGUCCAACAUGAGCCAGUUGGUUCCUCUGUCAGAUAUGGCAGAGAUGGGGAGCUUCUAAGUACUCAGCGCGCGUCACAUCCGGUGGGCACCAGUGUCCGGAUAACGGACUUGUUCAAGCAUAUUCCGGUCCGAAGACAGACUACUCUGAAGAACGCUACCAAGACUCUGGUCAGGAUUAAGAAGCUUGUGCACGCAUACGCCAUUGCUCAACCCGCAAAACGGCUAUCUUUGAGGGUGUUGAAAGCAAAAACAGAGGCCAACAACUGGAUGUAUGCCCCGGGACAAACGACACUCUUGGAUGCCGCACUGAAGGUUAUGGGCACGGACGCCUCUAGCUGUCUUGUCAGGGAAUGGCCGCCCAAUGAUGACAGCGAUCAAUCUCUGCAACAGAAACAGGCAGGGUUUCGGAUAGUUGCACUGUUCCCAGAUCCAUCUGAUCUGUCCAAAGGGAACGGCUCGGGUCAGUAUAUUAGUAUCGAUGGCAGGCCUUUAUCGACCACCCGAGGUAUCGCGCAAGAUAUUGCGAAACUGUAUAAAUCUUAUAUACGUUCGGCUGCAUCUCGCCAGGAGCCAUCUCCGAACAUCACGGAUCCUCUUUUGUGUCUCCACGUUAUAUGUACGGACGUAAGUUACGACGUCAAUAUCGAGCCCGCCAAGGAUGAUAUUCUUCUCGAAAAUGCUCAAGAGCUUCUUUCUCUGGUAGAGGAGCUUUUGUGUGAUGUGUAUGGCGAGAAACCGAAUUCCGCUGAGGAACCAAAGGCUAUAAGUAAAGAAAAGGGGCCUGUUUCCCACAAGAACUCGUGCGACUUGCUCCUUGCCCAGAAGCCGGAGAAAUCAUCACGGCCGAAAAGCCCUGGUGGCUCUGCGACAAACUUCACUUCGACUAGAUUCACACAAGCAACCGAUUCUGAGACCCAUAGUCCGGGUGCUGAAACCCGCACGGAGCUACGGGAUGGCUCCAAUCCCUGGUCUAUAAUGCGAUCAAACAUGCCAACCCCAAAGGCCGACAGAGCGCCGAGAGAUACCUGGGCAUCAACACGUACCACUGUGCAGAGUCCGGGGAGUCGAAGAAACUCACAAGAGACACUCCAGACAUGCUCCCCACGGUCCUUCCUCCCAAGCCCUUCUGCUUCUACGAAGACUACUCCUGAAUCUGUUGAGUCUUCGCCAUCUGGCCAGACACAGAGCCCGACCGACGCAACGCAGAGAAAACCGAAGCAAGCCUCGAGGGAGCGUGACAGAGAACGCUACGGCAACGGAGCGCUAGACACAUGGUUCACCAAGACAACUCUUGUCAAUCUUUCCCCGGCGACUGCCAGCAACGAGCCUGGAGAUCAAGAGCGACCGCUGCAUCAGCUAGCGCAGGAACGAUUUGGGUCACCGGAGAGGCCAGCUGACAACCCAAACGAGUUGGCAUCCCAUGGUGUAGCUACUGAUUCGCAAGAUAGCUCAGAAUCCGAACCGGAAGAUUCGGGCUCUCUCCUGCUCCGUAAUCCCGAACUUAGGGAGAGACAUGCAGGUCUUCCCGUUCUCGAAAGAUGGUCGUCUCGAUUGCAUCAACUGUCCAAGACCGGGCACCUGGAACUUCAGAAUGCACUUGAUUUCGAAAACCGAAAGAGGGAAGCUAUCGCGAGACGUCGGGAGCAGCUCAAAAGCCGCUCUGAGCAAUCAUCUAAUUCACCGCAUCUCAGUCGGUAUCUCGCCGCCAAGGCUGCUCUUCAACCAGAUGUUGCCAGAGACGAGCAGAAUUCGCCUAUACUAAGUCCACUUGACCCAAGAUCGUAUCUGAUGCGCCUGGCGCAACGUGGCACCGCGAAGAAAAGCAUCAACUCGAACAAGUUACCAUUUGAAACUAUACCCGAUGGAUGUGAGCUGUAUUGUGUGAGUCUCAAGCAGAAGGCCGAUCUGCCAUUAUUAUCCACUAUGUUUGGCCAUAUAUCCACGACAGAUCUAUACACCCAACGCGGAGACCAAGUUGAAGCAUUUCCACCUCACGACGAUUCACCAAUCGAUCUCUGGAGACAUCGUCUGACCAACUUAACGAAAGACAAGUACCCGACCGGAUCUGGACUGCCAGAAUUGCAAUUUGACUUUUCCCAUUUAGUGCAGCGUUCGGAAGGGCAUUCGGAAUGAUUCACAUAUCCUAUUCUUGUGUUCAUGUCGCUAUGCGAUCCAUUCAUAAAAACAUCAAAAUCCACUCCUGUGAAAUAGCCAAAGCUAAACCAAC